Scomber scombrus (Atlantic mackerel) is the source of this 3646-nucleotide messenger RNA. It is a transcript of the gene map7d1a, whose product is annotated as MAP7 domain containing 1a. The transcript is spliced from 19 exons. The coding region runs from base 317 to 2662 and encodes 781 amino acids. Lineage: Eukaryota; Metazoa; Chordata; Actinopteri; Scombriformes; Scombridae. Gene Ontology annotation, biological process: microtubule cytoskeleton organization. The record is from RefSeq and is a predicted model, not a curated record. Gene Ontology annotation, cellular component: microtubule cytoskeleton.
UCGGAGAGUGAGAAACUUCCCCUCACUCCUCCUCCCAAAAUUCCCUCGGACACCUUUAUUAUUUAACUUUCUCUCAGGAGCAGCCGCCGGUGACUCUGUCUGUCGGCAGGCUGUGCUUUUUUUUUGUUGUGUCUCUUUUUUUGUUUUGUUUUUAUUUCUGUCUGAAAUCACUGGACGCUCACAGGAGGGUUUCCUGUCCCGGUACGUUCAGGACAGCGGGUGCAACUGGAGUGACUCGACCAAGUUUCCCCCCCUUAUUACUGCCUGAGGAAUGAGAGGACUGCUGGAGAGGAAGAGCACAAAACCCCAUGUUUGAAUGAACAAAAGAAGAGAAAGCGAGGGUAUUGCCGCCGAAAUGGAGGAAAAUACUCUGCCAGCAACAGCAUGUCCCCAGUCAGAACUGAUCACAAACCCCACAAGGCCUGAUCCAGAGGGGGAGAGCAGCCCCCUGAAGAAAGAAAGCACCCAGAGAAUGGAGUCCCCAGUUAAGAAAGAUACAAACCGGAGAUUGACCACCCCUACAAAACCUGAUGUCAUCCCUCGAUCACCUGGAUCACCAGCUUCCCCUUCUCUGAAGUCGAAAAGAGACAUCAUGAAGUCAGAGGAGAGGCAGCAGCUUGCAAAGGAGCGCAGAGAGGAGAAGGCCAAAUAUCUGGAAGAGCUCAGCAAGUUGCAAGCUGCUAAAAAAUCCCAGUGGCUGGAGAAGGAGGAGAAGGCUCGACAGCUGAGGGAGCAGCAGCUGGAAGAGCGCCGCAGGAAGCUUGAGGAACAGCGGAUCAAGGCUGAAAAACGGCGAGCUGCCCUGGAGGAGAGACAGAAACAGAAACUGGAGAAGAACAAAGAACGCUAUGAGGCAGCCCUCCACCGGUCUACCAAAAAGACGUGGGCAGAAAUCCGGCAGCAAAGAUGGUCCUGGGCUGGGGGCCUCAGCCAGAACUCUAGCCAGAAAGAAAGCAGAUGCUCUGUGUCAACGGUCAACCUGCCCAAACACGUGGAUUCUGUUAUAAACAAGCGACUCUCCAAGUCCUCCGCCACGCUCUGGAACUCCCCCAGCAGAACCCGUAACCUUGCACUGAGUCCAUGGGAGAGCAGUAUAGUGGACCGGCUGAUGACGCCCACCUUGUCUUUCCUCGCUCGGAGCCGCAGUGCUGCCAGUGUCCUCGGCAACGGCAAAGAUGGUCACUCUCCUCUCUGUCCCCGCUCGGCCUCUGCCAGUCCUUUGACCCUGUGCGCCCACCAGCCCCACCACCGCUGCUCCGACCGCUGGCGGGUGACAUCCAGCACACCAGACAUCACCCAGCGCCAGCACAGACGGAGCUCCACACCUAUGGACAAAAACAAGAAAGAAAAGAAAGACAAGGAACGGGAGAAUGAAAAAGAGAAAAGUGCAAUCACUAAAGAGAAGGUGCUCAAGAAGAGACAGUCUCUUCCCAGUAUGAGACACAGACCAGAUCCAAGUCCUAGUCCAUUAUCAAGACAACGGCCGUCGUCUCCAGCCACACCUAAGGGCAGAACUGCCUCUCCCAGCUCUGCUGCCUCCCCAAAGCCUACACCCACACGUGGCAGCCCGUCGACCCCUAAAAGCCGGCCCAAAAGAGCCAGGACCCCUGCCAGAAUAGACCAUCGCACCUCUUCCCCCGUCCCCCGAGAGAGAGUGAAGGAGCCUCGCAGGUCCGCCACCCCCGAAAGCAGAAAGAGCUCUCCUGUCACUGCCAUAUCCUCAGCCGCUUCCACACCCCACACAACCACCGCCACUUCCUCCUCACCUGAGCCGGUCCACUCAGCGGCGUCACCUGCACCUUCUCCAUCGGCCAAGCCCAUGGCAGGCACCAACAAUCAAGAGGAGGCGGCUCGCAUCCUGGCUGAGAACAGGCGGCAGGCCCGUGAGCAAAGGGAGAGGGAGGAGCAGGAGCGCCGCGAACAAGAAGAGAAGGAGAGGAUCCUGAGAGAGGAGCGAAUAGCGAGGGAGGCAGAGGAGAGACGUCUAAGGGAGGAGGAGGCCCGCGCCAUGGCCGAAGAGCAGCGGAAGAGGGACGAAGCCCAGCGUUUGCAGGAUGAGAAGGAGGCUGAGGAGAAAGCCAAAGCUGAGCAUGAGGAGAACCUUCGCCUGCAAAAACAGAAAGAAGAGGCUGAGGCUAAAGCCCGGGAGGAGGCGGAGAAGCAGCGCCUAGAGAGGGAGAAACACUUCCAGAAGGAGGAGCAGGAGAGGCUGGAGAGGAAAAGGCGUCUGGAACAGAUCAUGAAAAGAACACGCAAGACAGAUGGAGGCGACAAGAAAGAGGCUAAGUCCUUCCCACUCGCACAAGUCCAUGACAAAGAGGCAGAGAGCAGCAAAGGAUCUGCCGACUACCAGCCAAGGCCUGAUGUCAACCUGCCCAAUAACAAGACAGAAAAUGGACAAACCAAUUUCAACGAGAGCCCCUCAGUCGUGGUUAACGGGGUCCAACCCUCCAGACAAGAAAAUGGUUUAUCCACUAAAGGAGACACUGCCCACUUUGAAGAACUCAUACAUCUCGCCAACCAUGGCAACACCACCAAUGGUGCACGGGACAAGUCUGAGACCACCAUGUCCACCGAGCCGAUCCUCACUUUCGAAAGUGAGGAGUCAUUCAUGAUAAAAGCAGGCCCCAUGAAGCCUCAGCAUGUUGCAGAGGUCCUGUGACAUGUUCCAGUGUUGAAGUGUUCGUCGCCUUAGGCCACUGACCUUUUUCCCAGCGCUCGCAUGGGGAGCCCUGUGACCUGUGCCAGUCAACAACCUUUUUUCUAAGCCCUUAAAAGCAAACAUGCAUCAUCAUUCUCUGAAGACAAGGGGGCCACUGAAGAUAAUGACAAAGCAUCAGGACGCAAGCAACAGACAAGACAGGAUUAAAGGUGUUGCUGCACGCAACACAGGUGCAUCAGUGUUAACAUUUGUAAAGAUCUUUGUGGCACCGAUACCAUGCACCUUAUUACUCGACAGUAUCAUCCAUUGUACAUUACAGUACAGCAGAGUAAUUAUUAUGAUAAGCUGAAAAAGAAGUGUUUGUUUUCUUUGUUCUUCCGUUUAGUAUUUAACUGAAAGAGAAAUAUAAAUGACUGGGUACAUUUUUGUGAAUAAUGUAAAUGAACUUUGUGCGAUGGACAAAGGAGAUGAGGGUCUGCUGGUUAAAAGUUGUAUGAAAGGGAGCCAGUUUAUGCUACUCUGCUGUGAGUGGACCCUCUUAAGUAAAACCCAGGUAUUAUACACAUCCUGGUCUGUAAAAAGCUACCUGUAACAGUUUGUAAAGUUAAACUGAGAAAUUUGGAAAGAGAUUUGAAGUUCAAAUGCAACAGCUUCUCACUGUGUGUAAACAUACUGCCUGUUCAUAUCCAAACCUGCUCAGCUAUGAUUGAUUGUAUGCAAAACUGGAUGUAAUAAUGAGUGUGCAACCUUGACAAUUAGGAUACAAGAAGUCAUAUAUGUAUGGUCACUAAGCCCCACUAUUUUACAGUUAAAUCUGUUUUUUUUUUUUACAUGUGCAGCAUGACUGUUUUCUCUCAUUUGAAUUGAGAUUUCACGGACUCAUAUGUAUUUGAAAUGCAGGUGUGUGUAUAUGCUAUAAAUAUAUUUUGAUGUGCGUUACAAGGUUAGUGGGAGUCUUAAGUCUUAUUAAAGACAAGCUGUCCA